Molecule: messenger RNA, 597 nt
Organism: Botrytis fragariae
Lineage: Eukaryota; Fungi; Ascomycota; Leotiomycetes; Helotiales; Sclerotiniaceae
Exons: 2
Coding region: 1-597 (198 amino acids)
Source: RefSeq, a predicted model, not a curated record
AUGCAUCACCAUUAUCUCCUCUGUUUUCUCCUCACCCUCUUCACAUUCAUUCUCCCUACAUCUGCAUCUCCCCUCUACUACUCCCCAUCCUCAAGAGACGACAAUCAAAUCCGAUCUACACUUACUACAACAUGCUUGAGUGAUUAUUUCGGAGGCUGUUGUGCUGUCGAUGAAUACGGCGGUUAUGGUUCUUGUACAAACGCAACCUUACUCGGGUCCAACGUGCCAUGGACUGGUAUGCCUACCACCCAAACCGCAAAUGAAUGGGCAUGUACAAAUCCAGUCAAUGGAACCGUAAUUAGUGCGGGGUGUUGUACGUGGAGCUCGACUUAUGUUUGUCUCCCAUUCUCUCCUACCCCCAAAUGGGACGUUGUAUUUUCCUCUCAUCUUAUGUAUAAAAAUAAUAAUAAAAAAGUCUCUACUAACCACCUCCCCAAAAAGAUCGACACAACCUAUCCCAACGGAGUGGUGAUUCCUACGCUUCAAAAAUCGAUGGCAUGUACAGCUAGUAACGCAGGACUUUCAAAAUCCAAGAGAAUGGAAGACAGAGGCGGGGUAAUGAAUCGAGGUUGGGGUGAUGUGUGGUCAUUCUGGUGA